AUGCGCUUCACCAUCGCCGCCGCUUUGGCCUUUGCCACCACUGCCUUUGCGCAGACCGCUGGCUUCGAUGCCAUGACUACUCCCGCCCAGAACGAGAACGUACCUGCCGGCGAGACCUACACAAUUGUGUGGCAGCAGGGCACAUACACCACUGGUACCGUGACCCUGUCUCUGCUUGGUGGUGAGACUGCAGCCACUCUUGUCGACCUCGGAAGCUUCGCCUCCGGCGUUGACAACGCUGCCGGUAGCUACACGUGGGCAGUUGACUCUUCCCUGGGUUCUGCCGCCACCUACGGUAUCAAGAUCACCUUGGACAGCGACAGCUCUGUCUUCCAGUACUCUUUCCCCUUCCACAUCACUGCUGGUAGCUCCUCCACAAGCUCUUCUGUUAGCGCCGCUGGCUACCCAACUGCUGCUGCCCCUAGCUCUUCCAGCUCCUCCAGUGCCGCCUCUACCUACGCUGCUUCUGCCCCCACCGUGACUGCCUCAGUCAGCAGCACUGUCGUUGCCAGCGUCUCUUCUUCCAGCUUCCCAUCUUUCACGCCUUCCGGCACCGCUGGCGUCAGUGGUAUUGCCACCGGCACCGGUAUCUCCACCGUGAGGUCUUCCUCAACCGGCUCUGCCAGCAGCACUGCUACUCCCGUCACCACCAACGGCGCUCCCCGUGCCGCUGUUGGUGUCACCGGAUUCUUGGGACUCGUCGCUGCCAUCUUCAUGUUUGCAAACAUCAUGGCUGCGGUUGCCAAUUAG
Molecule: messenger RNA, 750 nt
Organism: Truncatella angustata
Lineage: Eukaryota; Fungi; Ascomycota; Sordariomycetes; Amphisphaeriales; Sporocadaceae
Product: Ser-Thr-rich glycosyl-phosphatidyl-inositol-anchored membrane family-domain-containing protein
Exons: 4
Coding region: 1-750 (249 amino acids)
Source: RefSeq, a predicted model, not a curated record